This is a messenger RNA of Drosophila navojoa, 914 nucleotides long. RefSeq lists its product as uncharacterized. The record is from RefSeq and is a predicted model, not a curated record. Gene Ontology annotation, cellular component: mitochondrion. NCBI's taxonomy places the organism in Eukaryota, Metazoa, Arthropoda, Insecta, Diptera, Drosophilidae.
UAGCCGAAUUAGAUUUCAAAAUAUUAAAUUAAGUUUCAAUGAAGUACAGCCCGUACGUUGCAUGGCUGGACAUUCAAAAUGGGCCAACAUAAAACAUAUUAAGGCGCAGAAAGAUGGAUUACGAGCAGCUCUUUUUGAGAAGAUUGCUAGACAGCUCCGGCUGGCCGUACAGGAAGGCAAAUCGGCUGAUCCGGCAGUGAAUUCGCUUUUACGAUCCGAAAUUGACAAUGCACUGAAGAGAAAUAUGCCCAUGGGAACAAUACAAAAUACAAUUAAGAAAUGCCAGCAUAACAAAGCACAACUAAAGAAACAUCGCUUCGACAUAAGAUAUAGAAGAAAAGUCUAUAUGAUUUGCAGCAUAUACAGCGAUAAUCUGCCUGGUAUCAAAAUGGAUGUGACGGCAAUGAUAAAAAAAUCUGGUGCUGAAUUUGUAGAUGUGAGCCAUAUGUUCGAGGAUUUUGGACUUAUUGAAGCCCGUUAUGCUUCACCGUUGACCAACCCUGAAACUAGCUUAGAGGAGAAGGUCACGGAAGAUGCAAUUCAACUAGGAGCUGAAGAUGUGGAAAUUGUUGAUGCUACCACGGCUGCAGUGAAUUUCAUUUGCAGUCCGACUUAUUUGACGGGCCUCAGCAAAACUUUGGAGCAAAAUGGGUACUCGAUCGAGAACAGCGAGCAUGUAUUUACUCCAAAUAGUCUUGUACAGCUGGACGAGGACGAAAAGAAGGCAUACUACGUAUUUGUAAAGAAGCUGCGAGAUGUUCCUGGUAUGGAAGACAUAUAUGAUAACGUCGAAUAAAAUCAUGUCUUCAGCUAUAUAUAUAUAUAUAUUUAUUGUACAUAACUUGCAAUAAUCUAUGUUCAAUUGUUACAUGUCUGUAGAGAUGUGAAUAAAUAUGUUAUAAAAUUACAAACUA